Apis mellifera (honey bee) is the source of this 635-nucleotide messenger RNA. RefSeq lists its product as uncharacterized. The transcript is spliced from 3 exons. The coding region runs from base 1 to 345 and encodes 114 amino acids. The record is from RefSeq and is a predicted model, not a curated record. Lineage: Eukaryota; Metazoa; Arthropoda; Insecta; Hymenoptera; Apidae.
AUGUUUCGACAUUGUAUACGAAAAUUUUCGUCCGAAGUAGUCAAGAUUAAAUUCGACAAUUUGUUCGGUUUGAAUAGUUCCAGAUAUUUUACAAGAAAGUAUAGUGAUUCUAAUAAAAAUAAAACUUCAAAUGAUGAUAUUGCAUUUGAAGCUGAAUAUUAUUACAAACAGGAUAAAGAAUUAUUAGAAAUGUUAAAACAAAAAAUGCAAGAAGAAGUAAAAUGUAUGCAAGAUGAAGUUACGUCGAUGCAAAAUAAAAUUGACGAAUAUAAUCGUACUAUUAAUGAAAAUCUUCGAUUUUUAAAAGGCCUCGAAAAAGAUAUUUCGGCUAGUGAUAAAAAAUAAAAAAAAUAUUUUUUUUAUAAUUGUUUUUUUUGAUAGUUUGAGAUAUAUUUUAAUAAUUGCUAAUAAUAUAUAUAUAUAUAUACAUAUAUAUAUUGAAUAUAAUAAUAUAUUAUUAUAUUGAAAUUAGAAACUUAUACUUGAGCAGUAUAGUCAAUGUAAUUCAAAGUUUUACAUUUUAUAAUUAAAAAAUGAAUCGUAAAUACGAUAGUUCCAAUUUUUAUUUUGAGAUGAAAAAUCUAUGUAAGUUUUUGUGAUUUUUGAAAUUUAUAUAAAUUAAGAACAUAUUUUUU